This is a messenger RNA of Tetrahymena thermophila SB210, 354 nucleotides long. RefSeq lists its product as hypothetical. The record is from RefSeq and is a predicted model, not a curated record. Lineage: Eukaryota; Ciliophora; Oligohymenophorea; Hymenostomatida; Tetrahymenidae. The transcript has a single exon.
AUGUCCUCAGAUUAGAAAGAAGAUCCUUAUAUAGAAACUAAAAAGGAUUAUAUCCAAUAAUGCUUUUAACUUACUAAAUUUUUGUAUUAAGCUUCUCAAUCGUCAAAUGAUUAAUUAAAAGGAAUUUUACUCACUACAUUACCUGAUAUAAUAAAUGAUGAAGAUUUCUAGAAAGUUGAUCAUGCUCUUAGAAAUUCUUUUAACUAAUUGAAAGAAGAUACAUAAAUGAAUGACCAAUCAAAAUUUAUAACUAAGUAGCACAUUGAAUGUAUAUUAAAUAUGAGAAUAUUGAAUAAAGAUAGUAUUCAAUUAUAAAACUACUGCAAAAAUAUGUUUUAAGAGUUAGAUUCUUGA